Molecule: messenger RNA, 8976 nt
Organism: Prunus mume (Japanese apricot)
Lineage: Eukaryota; Viridiplantae; Streptophyta; Magnoliopsida; Rosales; Rosaceae
Source: RefSeq, a predicted model, not a curated record
CACUGCCAAGAAAAAAAAAAAUCACGAAACAGGUCGUUCGGUUCAACUUUUGCCAUUUUCUAGUGGUGAUCAGAGCAGCUGCAUAGUUGAAGCUCAUGGGUUCCAGGGCAGCGCGUGAAGCCUCCUCAAUGCAAUGGAAAUACCACAUAUUCUUGAGCUUCAGAGGUGAAGACACUCGCAAGGGCUUCACGUCCCACCUUCACAAGGCAUUAGAAAGCAGGGGAUACGAUGUUUUUAUGGACGAGGACGAUCUACAAGUAGGGCAAGUUAUAAAACCAGAACUGUUGCAGGCAAUCGAAAAGUCCAAGAUCUCUGUAAUUGUCUUCUCAACGAGGUAUGCAGAUUCCAGUUGGUGUCUAGAUGAGCUGGUGAAGAUCAUGGAGUGUAGAAGAACACUGAAUCAAAUCGUUUUCCCAAUAUUCUACAAGGUGGAUCCUUCAGACGUCAGGAAACAGACUGGUACUUUGGCAUCUGAUUUUCAGAAACAUACCAUCCGACAUAAAGAUGAGGUGGUAAAGGAGUGGAGAAAGGCUCUUACUGAAGCUGCGGAUUUGUGUGCCGGGGUUCUCGAAGACAGGAAUGAAGCAAAGUUUAUCGAGGCAUUCAUUGAGAAUAAUAUUGUCGGACGGCUGUCCACAACUCCCCUACCAGUAGCCGCUUACCCGGUUGGAGUCGACUCUCGUGCACAUGAUAUGGUCAGUUAUAUUUUAGGUGGUGGAUCACAAGAUGUUGUCGUGAUUGGAAUUUGGGGGAUGGCCGGACUGGGCAAAACAACAGCUGCGAAGGCCAUUUAUAAUCAAAUUAAGGAUAAAUUCGAAGCUCAUGGUUUCCUUGGAGACAUUAGGGACACUGCAAAUAGACAUGGUCUUAUUUAUUUGCAAAAGCUACUUCUUGCUGAAAUCAACAAGAAACCGACCAAAUUUCACGUAAGUUGUGUUGAUGGAGGGAUGGGUAUGAUAAAAAAAGAACUUGGACGUAAAAGGGUACUUGUAAUUAUCGACGAUGUAGAUGAAAAGGAGCAACUCGAAGCGAUAGUUGGAAAUCGUGAUUGGUUUGGCUCUGGAAGUAGAAUUAUAAUAACUACUAGAGAUAAACAUUUUCUAGACGUACUUCAUGUGAAUAAAACUUUCACGGUUCCAGAAAUGAAUCCAGAUGAAGGUCUUGAGCUCUUUUGUCGGCACGCCUUUCAAAAAGGUUGUCCUAAUAAACGAUAUCUUGAACUCUCGAAAAAGGUAGUUUUUUAUAGUGGAGGUUUGCCGCUGGCACUUAUAGUUUUAGGCUCUUUCUUGAUUGGAAGAACCAUAGCAGAGUGGGAAAGCCAAUUGCAGGAAUUGGAAAGAAUCCCUCCUAAAGAUAUUCUUAAAAAACUGAGAAUAAGCUAUGACGGUCUAGAUCGUGACGAGAAGUGUAUAUUCCUUGAUAUAUCUUGUUUCUUCAUUGGAAUGAACAAAGACCAUGUCAGAAAAAUAUUAGAUGGAUGUGGCUUUAAAGCAGAAAUAAAAAUCAGUGUCCUCCUUCAGAAGUGCCUUGUAACUGUUAAUGAAGAGAACCAGCUAACGAUGCAUGAUCUACUUCGAGACAUGGGCAGAGCAAUCUGUCAAGAAGACCGGAGUAGAUUGUGGCUCAGCCCUGAAGAUUUGACAGAUGUAUUGGAAGACAAAUCUGAAACAAAAAAAGUUGAAAGACUUGCUCUAAAUCUGCGAAGCUCGGAAAAGGCUAGUUUCGGUACUGAAGCAUUUAGCGAAAUGAGAAAACUGAGAUUGCUCCAGCUCAACUAUGCAGAGCUCACCGGAGAGUACAAAUUUCUUUCCAAAAAUUUAAGAUGGUUGUGCUGGCAUGGAUUCCUUCUAGAUUCGAUACCAGGCGACUUUGAUCUAACAAGCCUAAUUGCUAUGGACCUGCAGUUUAGCAAACUCAAAAUAGUUUGGAAGGAUUGCAAGGUGCUUGAGAAGUUGACAAUCAUUAAUCUGAGUCAUUCUCAUGAUCUAACAACAUCACCAGACUUUUCAAAAGUCCCAAAUCUCGAGGAGUUGAUAUUGGAAUGUACGAGUUUGUCUGAUGUCCAUGAAUCCAUUGGUGAUCUCAAAAGACUUGCUUUGGUAAAUCUUGAACACUGCAAAAUGCUUAAAGAUCUCCCACUGAAUUUAUAUAGAUCCAAGUCUAUUGAAACUCUUCUACUUAAUGGUUGUUCAAGAUUUGAAAACUUGGCUGAGGGCUUAGGGGACAUGGUAUCAUUGAGGACUCUGGAAGCAGACGAUACAGCUGUGACAAAAAUACCAUCUUCCAUAGUAAAAUUGAAGAACCUGAGAUCUUUAGCUCUAUGUGGUUUGGCACGGUUAACUGGCUUUUUGCCCCAUUCUUACCUGAGAUCAACUGGUUUUUUGCCCCCUUUGUUAGAUGGCUUAAACUCUUUAAGAAAAUUAGCUCUUGCAGACUGCAAUUUAACUGACGAUGAACUCCCUAAGGAUCUCGGGAGCCUAAGUUCGUUAGAAUAUUUAGAUUGUGGACAAAAUUCUUUUUGUAGACUGCCAAGCCUAAGUGGUCUUUCAAAGCUGGAAUAUUUGUGUUUAAAUGACUGUAGACAACUUCGUGCAAUCCCAAAAUUACCGACAAAUCUGAAAGUUCUGAGAGGGUUUGGCUGCACAGCAUUGGAAACCAUGCCAGAUUUUUCAGAAAUGUCAAGUAUAAGAGAACUGUAUUUAUCUGAUUCGGACAAACUCACUGAGAUUCCUGGCCUGGAUAAGUCAUUAAACUCCGUGACAAGGAUUCAUAUGGAAGGCUGCACCAAUCUCACCACCAAUUUCAGAAAGAAAAUCCUACAGGGAUGGACUUCUUGCGGAUUUGGAGGCAUUUAUCUUGAAGGAGGAAUUUACGAUUUUCCUAAGUGGUUCAAGUUGGUCGGUAAUGAGUACAAUGAAGUGGAUUUUGAAGUGCCCCAAUUUUUCAGUUGUGAUUUAAAAGGGUUAACGUUGUGUUGCGUUUACUCUUCAGACAACCCAAAACCAAAAGAUGGUCUUGGCAUUAUGGUUAGAAAUGUAACGCAGGGAACUACUUUGCACACCUGGCCAGCAAUUGCCUCGGUAAAAACAGACAGUAAACCUGAAGAUUAUUAUCUUUGGCAGGGACAACUAUCGAACGAUAGGCUCAGUUUGCAAGGUGGGGAUAAAGUCUUGCUCUCUGUAUUUGCUACAGUUGAUUUUGUGAGAGUGAAGAAAGCAGGGGUCAAUCUAAAAUGGGACAAAGUUAUGAAGGAAAAUAUGCAUGAUUCGGAUCCUCAUCUAUAUGAUUUGUCGAGAGCUCCAGAUGAGGCAGGACCAAGCCAAGGCGAACCAUUAAGAGAAUUUGUUCCUGCUUGCAGUUUUACUGAUACUGCAAUCUACAACGAUCUUGGGAGUUUAAUUUCUUUAGAAUACUUAGAUCUUCGAAAAAAUAAUGUUCUUAGCCUUCCCUGCCUCAGUGGUUUGGUAAAACUUGAGUGGUUAUGUUUAAAUCACUGUAGAAAUCUUAGUGCAAUCCCAGAUUUACCAACAAAUUUGAAAGUUCUGGAAGCAGCUGGCUGCAUUGGAUUGGAAACAAUGCCAGAUGUUUCAAAAACGUUGAACAUGAGAGAAUUGUAUCUAUGUGAUUCAUUCAAACUCACUGAGAUUAUAGGCUUGGAUAAGUCAUUAAACUCCAUCACAAGGAUUCAUAUGGAAGGCUGCACCAGUCUCACUGCCCAAUUUAGGAACAACAUCAUGCAGGGAUGGACUUCUUGCGGAUAUGGUGGCAUUUUUCUUAAUGGAAAUGAUAUUCCUGAUUGGUUCGACUUUGUCAAUGAGAAUAACUUUGUGGAUUUCACUGUGCCUUCAAGUGCUCGUCGUAGUUUUACAGGGUUAACUCUGUCCUUUGUUUACUCUUUAGACUUCGAACUCAAAGCUCCAAUUACCAUUAACAUUACAAAUUUUAGCCAGGGUACUGAUUUUGACGCCUUGAUGACACAUGCCUCGCUACACUAUCUCUGGAAACCUGAAGAGCAUUAUCUUUGGCAGGGACAAUUAUCAAAUGACGUGCUCCAAUUGCAAGAAAUGGACACAGUCCAGAUUCGCAUAGUACCUCAUGAUGAUUCUGCCAAGGUGAAGAAAACCGGGGUUAGUCUAGUAUGGGAUAAACUUAUGAAAGAAAAUAUGAUUGAUUACAAUAUUUGUGGGUAUAGACAUCACCCAUCUCAAAAUCUGGUCAAUGAUUAUGAGGCUUACUCAGUUGGAAUUACUUCUCGGCUGGAGGUUUUGAGUAAUCACUUAAAUUUUGAAACUUCAGGUUCUAAGGAUGUUGUUCGCAUGAUUGGUAUUUUGGGGAUGGGCGGCAUUGGGAAAACAACGCUUGCCAAAGCCAUUUAUAACAAAUUUGAAGGUAGGAGUUUCCUUGCAAACGUGAGGGAAGUAAUUGCAAACCAACCCAUUACUGGUCUGGUGGGUUUGCAAAAACAACUUCUAAAUGAUAUCUUCAAAAGCAAGGGCCACAUAAAGUUUGACUCUGUUGCUAAAGGGAUCGAGAUGAUAAGAGAAAGACUUCCCUGUAAAAGAGCACUCGUCAUAAUUGACGAUGCAGAUGAUCUACAGCAACUAAAAGCAAUAGCUAGAGCUCGUGAUUGUUUUGGUCCUGGAAGUAGAAUUGUUAUAACAACAAGAAAUCAACAUUUGCUAGAGCAAAUUGGAGUGGAUAGCAUAUAUAUGGCUCAAGAAAUGGAUGAAAAAGAAGCUCUAGAGCUCUUUGGUUGGCAUGCCUUUGAAAGUGGUUAUCCUAAUCAAGAAUAUCUUGACCUCUCAAAACGUGUAAUUCGUUACUGUCAAGGCUUGCCUCUAGCACUUGAAGUUGUGGGGUCUUUUCUGAAUAAAAGACCCAUAGCGGAGUGGGAAAGCCAUUCGGAGAAAUUGGAAAGAAGUCCUGAUGAAGAUAUUCAAAAAAUACUCAGAAUAAGCUAUGACGGGCUACCUGAUCCUAAAAAGAGAGAGAUAUUCCUUGAUAUAUCUUGUUUCUUUAUAGGAAUGGACAAGGAAUAUGUAACACAAAUAUUAGAUGGAUGUGGCUUUGAUGCAACGACAGGAAUCAAUGUCCUCAUCGAACGGUGCCUUGUAACUAUUAGUGAGCAAAACAAGUUGAUGAUGCAUGAUUUGCUUCGAGACAUGGGAAGAGAGAUCGUUUAUGAAAAUGCCCACGGUGACCCUGAAAAAUUUAGUAGAUUGUGGAAACGUGAAGACAUAAUAGAUGUAUUGAGCUAUGAAUCUGGAACUGAAGAAAUUGAAGGAGUUGCUCUAGAUUCUGAUCUAGAUUCGGAUCUAGAUUUGACUAGAUUCAGUGCACAAGCAUUUGCCAACAUGAAAAAACUGAGGUUACUCCACCUCAGCGGAGUAGAGCUCACUGGAGAGUACAAAGAUUUUCCCAAAAAGCUAAUAUGGUUGUACUGGCAUUAUUUUCCUUUAGAGUCCAUACCAGAUGACUUUCCUACGCAACCAAAACUAGUUGCUUUAGACCUGCGGCAUAGCAAACUCAAAAUAGUUUGGAAGGAUUGCAAGUUGCAUGAGAAUUUGAAAUUCCUUAAUCUCAGUUAUUCCUCUAAGCUAACAAAAUCACCAGAAUUUUCAAAACUCCCAAAUCUCGAGGAAUUGAUAUUGGAAGGCUGUGUGAGUUUGUCGGAGGUUUACUCAUCCAUCGGGGAUCUUCAAAGACUUUCUUUGGUAAAUCUUGAAGGCUGCAUAAGGCUAAGGGAUCUCCCACUGAAUUUCUAUAAAUCCAAGUCUGUUGAAACUCUUCUACUGAAUGAUUGUUUAAGUUUUGAAAAGUUGGCUGAGGGCUUAGGGGACAUGGUAUCAUUGACAACUCUGGAAGCGAAUAAGACAGCCAUAAGACAAAUACCAUCUUCCAUAUUAAAAUUGAAGAAACUGAAAGUUUUAUCUUUAUGUUAUGUGGAAGGGUCGCCAUCAACAAAUCUUUUGCCUCAUUCGUUGCAAAGUUUAAGCUCUUUAAGAGAAUUAGCUCUUGCAGACUGGAGUUUAACCGAUGAUGCAUUCCCCAAGGAUCUCGGUAGCCUAAUUUCCUUAGAAAGGUUAGAUCUUGCACGCAAUGACUUUUGCAGCCUACCAAGCCUCAGUCGUCUUUCACAGCUUCAAGAUUUGUCUUUAGAUCAGUGCAAAAAUCUUCGUGCAAUCCCAGAUUUACCAACAAAUUUGAAAGUCUUACGAGCAGGUGGCUGCAUUGCAUUGGAAAAAAUGCCAGAUUUUUCAGAAAUGUCAAAUAUAAGAGAAUUGUAUCUAAGUGAUUCGGGCAAACUCACUGAAAUUCCAGGACUGGAUAAGUCAUUAAACUCCAUGACAAGGAUUCAUAUGGAAAAGUGCACUAAUCUCACUGCCGAUUUUAGGAAGAACAUCCUCCAGGGAUGGACUUCUUGCGGAUAUGGUGGCAUUUGUCUCAGUGGAAAUUAUAUUCCUGAUUGGUUCGACUAUGUCCCUGACGAUGAUAUUGUGUAUUUCACUGUGCCUCAAAGUGUUGGUCGUAUUUUGAAAGGGUUAACUUUGUCCUUCGUUUACUCUUCAGCCAUAUACGAGAAUGUUUGCAUUAGCAUUAAAAACAUGACCAAGGGUACUGAGCUUGACGCCAUGAUAUUACACAACGAUUUUUCAACGCCAAUUGAGUAUCUUUGGCAGGGACAGUUAUCAAAUGACGAGUCAACUGAGUAUCUUUGGCAGGGACAGUUAUCAAAUGACGAGCUCAAAUUGCAAGACGGUGACGAAGUCUUGAUUGAAAUAAUAAAAAAAUAUAAUUCGUUGAUGGUGAAGAAAACAGGUGUUAGUCUGGUAUGGGACAAAUUUAUGAACGAAAAUCUGAUUGAUUACCAUCUUUGUCGAUAUGAACGACGCCCAUCUCAAAAUCUGAUCAAUGAUGAUGACACCAUUCGUGUCGAAAAUGAUAAUCGCAUAACAUAUUUACCAGACUUUUCAAAAUUCCCAAAUCUCGAGAAGUUGAUAUUGAAAGGUUGUAAGCGCUUGUAUAAGGUUCACUCAUCCAUCGGGGAUCUUGGAAGACUUUCUUUGGUAAAUCUUGAAGGCUGCCGAAAGCUAAUCCAGUUAUUAUGUCUUGCAGGCUGCUGGUUGUCAACUGAGGAUGCAAUCCCUAAGGAUCUAUGUAGCCUAAUUUCCUUAGAACAUCUGCUUCUCGGAGGCAAUGAUUUUUGUAGCCUUCCAAGUCUCGCUGGUCUUUCAAAACUCAAGGUCUUGUGUUUAAAUGCAUGCAGAAAACUUCGUGCAAUCCCAGAUUUACCAACCAAUUUGUAUGUUCUGAAAGCAAAUGGCUGCCCAAAAUUGGAAACGAUUUCAGAUUUUUCAAAAAUGUUGAAUAUGAGAGAAUUGUAUCUCUGUGAUUCGUUCAAACUCACUGAGGUUCCAGGCUUGGAUAAGUCAUUAAACUCCAUGACAAGGAUUCAUAUGGAAGGCUGCACCAAUCUCACUGCCGAUUUUAGGAACAACAUCAUACAGGGAUGGACUUCUUGCGGAUAUGGUGGCAUUUUUCUCAGUGGAAAUGAUAUUCCUGAUUGGUUCGACUAUGUCCAUGACGAUGAUAUUGUGUAUUUCACUGUGCCUCAAAGUGAUGGUCGUAAUUUGAAAGGGUUAACUUUGUCCUUCGUUUGCUCUUCAGCCAGAUACGACAGAUGUUGCAUUAGCAUUAAAAACAUGACCAAGGGUACUGAGCUUGACGCCUGGAUCAUACCCGAUUGUCGAACUCUGGGUUAUUAUCUUUGGCAGGGACAGAUAUCAAUUGACAAGCUCAAAUUGCAAGACGGUGAUAAUGUCUGGAUUGAAAUAAUAAUAAAAAAUGAUUGGGUUAUGGUGGAGGUGAAGAAAACAGGUGUUAGUCUGGUAUGGGACAAAUUUAUGAACGAAAAUAUGAUUGAUUACUACCUUUGUGCGUAUGAACGACGCCCAUAUCUGGUCAAUGAUGAUUACAUCAUUCAUGUCGAAAAUGAUAAUCGCAUAACAAAAUCACCAGACUUUUCAAAAUUCCCAAAUCUCGAGAAGUUGAUAUUGAAAGGUUGUAUGUGGUUGUAUAAGGUUCACUCAUCCAUCGGGGAUCUUGGAAGACUUUCUUUGUUAAAUCUUGAAGGCUGCUACAACCUAAAGGAUCUCCCGCUGACUUUCUAUAAAUCCAAGUCUAUUGAAACUCUUAUACUGAAUGGUUGUUCAAGUUUUGAAAAGUUGGCUGAUGGCUUAGGGGACAUGGCAUCAUUGACAAUUUUGGAAGCAGAUGACACGUGCAUCAAAUGUGUUGCUUCUGGUGUGCAGAGAUGGACUUCUUGCGGAUUUGGUGGAAUUUAUUUGAAUGGAAUUUAUGAUAUUCCUGAGUGGUUCAAAUUCGUCAAUCAUGUGGACAACAUCGUUUCCUUUGAAGUUCCUCCAAGAAUCAUGGGUAGUGAUUUAAAAGGGUUGACUAUAUGCUUCGUUUACUCUUCAGACAGGCGAAAAUUCUUAACAAUGCCUUAUUGGAGUUAUGGGAAAUUUAAAGAUUCUCAAAAUGGUCUUAUUGGCAUUAUCGUUAGAAAUCUUACCAAACAAACUGCUUUGCACACCAAGAUAGCAAUUGCCUCCUUAAAAACUUGGAAUAGACCUGAAGACCAUUAUCUUUGGCAGGGACAAUUGUUAAACGAUGUGCUCCAUUUGGAAGGCGGUGACCACGUAUCGAUUCUCGUAAGGCCUGAUGAUGUUGAUUUUGUGAGAGUGAAGAAGACAGGGGUUCAUCUAGAAUGGGACAAAGUCAUGAAGGAAAAUAUGGAUAAUCCAGAUCCUCAUUUGUAUGCUUUGGAAACAAAUGGGGAUUUUUCAGGGAGUUGAUGACUCCAUUUCAAGAAACAGAGAGAACAAGGGAAGAAAAUCAAAGAGGAGGAGGAUAGGAUCGUUUGAUUAUGUUUAAACCACUGAGGGCGCUGAUACCAACAUAUUCAGAGAAGUA